This is a messenger RNA of Portunus trituberculatus (swimming crab), 1503 nucleotides long. Its product is annotated as tetranectin-like. NCBI's taxonomy places the organism in Eukaryota, Metazoa, Arthropoda, Malacostraca, Decapoda, Portunidae. The record is from RefSeq and is a predicted model, not a curated record. Bases 230 to 1114 code for a protein of 294 amino acids. The transcript is spliced from 5 exons.
CCACAGGGGCUUGGUAACACUCCAUGAAAGGAAGCAGUAGGUUCACAGUCACGCUGGGGUAACAUUAUCUCUCAGUGAUAGAAAAGAUACCAGUGGGCGGAGCCUUGAGACGUAUCGUGACGUCACAACUAAGUCCUGAUACCCCCACAACACAGCCUCUCAAACCCAAAGUAUUACAUUAGCACCAAACAUGCGCCAGUCCUCAGUUGGCGCUUAAGAAGUGAACACGAUGAGAGCCACACUUCCUCAUGCCUCGGUCCUGCUUCUGGGCGUGGUGGUGGCCGUGCUGGUGGGUCCCUGCCGCAGCUCUGUGACCCAGGAGCCCAUGAACAACGACCAGCUCUCCAGCCACACCCCGACAUCCGCAGAAUUAAUCCAGUCAGUGAUGGUUAAUCAGAUGACGUUGCUCAGGAUGCUCAAUCAGUCUUCUAUCAAUUGCUCCCCGAACGAAUUAGCAAUGGCAGCGUUUGUUGCACGACAGGAAGACGCAAAAGAAGAGCUACGCCGCAGUUUGGAAGCAGCUUUAAAGAUGCUAAACGAGAAGAAGGAAGAAGCACUUGAUGAGAUUACCGAGAAGAAAAUACAAUCCGAAACAGAUCUGGCUUCCUUCAAAAACUCAGCACUUGAAGAGAUGACGGGGGCAAAACAACACAUAACAUAUGAGUUGAAGGCAGCGAGGGAAGUAGCACCAGGCAGCUCAGAAGAUACAAAAGAGACGAAGAUCUUCCAGAAAUAUACAGAAUCCCUUCCGCACAAGCAGGCCAUGGAAGCUUGUUUGCAGAAAGGAGGCCGCAUUGCUGUUCCUCUGAAUCCAGAGGAAGAUUCGCAGCUCACCUCGCUGGUCGCCGAAGAGACUUCCACUUACGACUCUUACUGGACUGGAUAUUGGAUUGGAGUGGACGACAGGGAGAAAGAAGAUGAAUGGGUUGAUAGUAACACAGGAUUGCCUGUCGCCUACAAAAACUUCCAAGGUGUCCAACCAGAUAACUUUGGCGAGCAUGGUGAAGACUGUGUUGUGCUCCUUCCUUGGGACUCAUGGAACGACUUUCCCUGUGCUCAGCCUGCCAAAGGAUAUCUGUGCGAAUUUAGUGUUGAAAAAGUUCAUACAUUGUAAACUCGUCCGAGAUAAAGGAUGAAAUAAGUAAUGCUAAAAAUACAACAAAAUGAUGGUUUGUGACCCACUGUGUAGAGUGGGUGGCAGGGAAUCACAAUAAUGAUGCAUUGUAACCUGCUGCCACAUCACUGGUUAAACACUCAUAGUUUUCAGUGAUACAAUGACAUAAGAGAGCUUAUAUGUUUGUAUCAUUAUGUACACCGUACUUUACUAAUUGCAACGCAGCGAUAAUUUGGUAGAGACAGAACCAACUACAGAUGAAAACAUCAAUCAACUUAUUUACUCUAAAUAAUGAUAAGUUGUUGCAAAUCGCUAAAAGCACAAAUGUCUUCAAAACCAGCCAGUUCUGAACAAUGGUAGUUAUAAUAAACCUCAUACACAAAAAAUAA